CCACGCCAUAUAACUCGUCGUUCUGAUGGUAGUUUGAAUAAUGCUGUUAAAAAGAGUUUCAGAUAUAGAAACCAUGGUGGUAAUAGCUGGAGACGGUUUCUUGAACGGAGUGCUUCGUUGAGUACAACAUAAAGGCAACGAUCAUGGGGUAACCAUUCCAUUGUGUAUAGUGUAAUGGCAGCUGAUUCAUCAUGGCUUAAGUCAUCAGGGAAAGGUGUUUGACAAAUUCCUUUUGCCACCCAUGCUUUUCGAGUUAUGUCAGUCACAAUAUGGAUUAAUGGUUCAAUGGCUUUUUCUAGUGGAACCAAAUCAACAUUCUGGUAGCCUUCGAUUGGCAACAACAUUUUUCCAUUUUCAUUGGCAACAUCGAAAUAACGUUGGUUCGUUUUAUUCUGAUCAUUCAUAGAUUUUGCAGCCAUUCUUUCAAUAACUUUUUGCUUUCUUUAGUGUUUUGUGUUUCGUUUUUUAGGCUGUUAUCAAUAUGUUGUUGAUGUUGUUGGCUUUUCUUCUGUUUGGGUAAUGACGUUGGUUACCAUUAUUGUAGGAAAACUGAAUCUUACACCACGUCUUCACAUCAUUCAUUUGAAGGAAGUACAACCACCAUUUCCCUUACUCGAACCACCAUCCGUCGUUCCAUCAGCAAUAUCUCUGUCUCAUAAUACUCCAACUGGAACUAAGCCACAAACUGCUUCAUUACCGAAAGCGACAGCUGUAAGCCCAAGGUAUCCUCUUCAAAAUGAGAGUCAAGCACAAUUGUUUCCGAUUGGAGGCAGAUUGUGUCGAAUGCAUGUUGAUGUUUUGAAUUCGUUAACUGAAUCGACAAGUGCUAUUCAGGAGGAAGAGAAUAUGGAAACCGAACUCGACUUUUCAUCGUCAAAGGAGAGUUCUGAAGAUGAAGAUGAUAUCGUGCCAGAGUUACAAACUCUUCGUGCAGCCUAUUUAGAGGCCGAUGAAAAGCAGCGUUUGCUUAUUCUAUCCAUCAUUGACCCCGCAAAAUACACGAAAGAGCACUUGAUGAAAAUAUUCGAUUGUGGUCGAUAUAAAAUUGACGCUGCCCGUAAAUAUCGUGUUGAUUUUGGAGCUUGCGGUGAUAAACCAGCUGAAAAAAUCGUUCGAGAGCGAUUGGAUCAGACAAAAGUUUAA
Messenger RNA from Didymodactylos carnosus, 1143 nucleotides. The record is from the annotation of a GenBank genome assembly. Lineage: Eukaryota; Metazoa; Rotifera; Eurotatoria; Philodinida; Philodinidae.